GAACCGUCUGAUAUUUGGUUGUAGCCUGGAGUGACCGCGCCGUGGCUCAUAUGCAGGGCGGUGCGACACCACAUAGGAAAGGCGCAUAAUAUUGAACAGGAUUUUUACACGUUGUAUGCUUGCAACCUUAAUUUUAACGCUAUGAUGCAGUGACAGUGGAUUUUUGGGGGUCGAUUUUUUAGAAAACAAAUAAAUGCGUGUGGAGUAAUGCGCUCCUAGGACUAUGGCACCAUCGGGAACGCGAAUAAAACGUGGAUGUCAGAGAGUUUUGUAUUGGAUUCCGGUCUUGUUCAUUGCCGUGAUAGUGGCAUGGUCAUACUACGCCUAUGUUUUGCAACUGUGCAUAGAGUCCAUUGAAGACACGGGAGAAAAGGUGGUAUAUCUGCUGGUGUACCACGUGGUCUUCAUCAUGUUUGUUUGGGCGUACUGGCAAACCAUCUUCACCCGCCCCAUGAAUCCUCUCAAGGAGUUCCACCUGUCGUACUCCGACAAAGAGCUGCUGGAGCGUGAGGACCGAGGGGAGUCACAGCAGGAGAUCCUCCGUAGGAUCGCCAAAGACCUGCCCAUCUACACACGCACCAACUCUGGAGCGAUUCGUUUCUGUGACCGGUGCCAGCUGCUGAAGCCUGAUCGAUGUCACCACUGUUCAGUCUGUGAUAAGUGUAUUCUGAAGAUGGAUCACCACUGCCCCUGGGUGAACAAUUGUGUGGGGUUCUCCAAUUAUAAGUUCUUCAUGUUGUUUCUGUUGUAUUCGCUGCUCUACUGCCUCUUUAUCACCGCAACAGACCUCAAGUACUUCAUCAAGUUCUGGCUGAACGGGCUCCCAGACACUCAGGCUAAGUUCCAUAUUCUCUUCCUGUUCUUCUCGGCGUCCAUGUUUUCUGUGAGUCUGGCCUCGCUCUUCAUCUACCACUGCUGGCUCGUGUGCAAGAACCGCUCCACCCUCGAGGCAGUUCGGGCCCCAGUUUUUCGCCAUGGCACAGACAAAAGCGGCUUCAGUCUCGGCUGCAGCAAAAACUUCCGGCAGGUUUUUGGAGAUGAAGUGAAGUACUGGCCUGUCCCUGUGUUCUCCAGUUUAGGAGAUGGAUGUUCAUUCCCAACAUGUUUGGUGAAUCUUGACCCUGAGCAGCCACCAUCCCCCAUUGGCCCCAUCCCGACCACAAAGAGUGCAGCCGAGGGGCGCCAGUUCCCCUCCAAACCUCUGAGAGAGUCCCAGAGCCGACUACUCACCACCACCCCCUCUUGGUCUGACAAUGAAGGUGCAGCCGACAAGGAUAAAAAAGGUGCUAGUAAUCCAAUAAUGAUAAUUGAACAUGAGGCGUGACUGAAGAAAUAGGUCCGAAUCUAAAGGUCACCCUCUUUUGAGUUUGUGCCUAAACAUGACACCUUGAAGACUGGACUUUUAUUUUACUCCAACAGUUUGGAGAGGGCUCUAUACAACCAACACAAAGACUACUAAACCGUGACGCUAUAACUACUUUCUAUUAUUUUUAUGCUGAAAAAACUGAUAGACAAGUCAUUCAUUUUGUCUGAAAAGCACAGAGCAAUGAUGGACAAAGAUUGUUAAAAAAAAAUACAUAAAUCGUAUUAUUUUUAUGUUAUAUCUCAAUUGUAGAGCGUAGAAAGAGUUGCCAAACAUUAGUAGUGUUAAAAUCAACUGUAUGUUACUGUACGACUGUUUAGCCAUUUUUAUAUUGAACAAACAAAAGGACUGAUGCAUGCCUCAUCUCAGGAUGUGUGUCGUAGUGAAAUGUAACUUCUUUCUGCUUGGGAAAAAGAUAAUUUCCAUGUUACUAAGGGCUUUUUUCAAUUGUAAAAGCAUGAAUGAGUGCAGAUCUUUGCUGUUAACACCUGACUACAAUAGCUGCCAAACUCUCUUCAACCUCAGACCACCGGUGUUGUGCUGAGAAGUGAACCCCCUUUGUCUGUAGAUUUAUUUUUAGUUAUAUUUUUGUUAUGUUUGCCUAGUUUUCCUAUCAAAUUUGGUGCUGUUUGCAGUAGUAGUACUCAAAUACUGCAGUUUAUGUCCUGCUGUACAACUGUGUAUUACUUGACUUUUACUUGAGGUGGGGUGGAAUAGGUUAUAUUUCAAAGGACCCCACUCAACAUUGAUGAUAUUUUGGGUUGAUGCGGGAAGCAAAGCACCCCAACUGACCGGCUUUGGGUCAUUAAAAUAUUUUAAUUUGUUAAUCUGUAAGGUUGCCUAUCGUACAGGGACCUUCUUGCUAUAAGAAGAAAGUGCUAACCAUACAACCACUGCUCCACCAGUAUGUCUAUAAAUGGUCUCGGGCUUAUCUGUGUACUUCACAUAAGACCCACAGGUGUUGGUAAAAAAUAUUAACCUAUAUGGAAGAUGAAUGGAUGAAUUCAAGAGGUAAUUUACAUAGUUACAAAUAUCAGACAAGCUAUAAUUUUUAUCUGUUGGUUAGAUAAGGAAUUCUCCACAUUUCACCUUUAAACUGAACUUGAAAAGAGAUCUGCAGACUUCCUCUACCCAGACAGCUGGAAGUUAGUUAAGAGGGGGUUCUUCACUAAAUUCCUUAAAAGCAUCAAGAACAGAUAUUCAAGCCAUGUUCACUUGUUUCUCUGGUAACUUCAACUUCUUCUCUCAGCACAACACCCAAAACUACAACCUCUCUGCUGCAGAUUUCAACACACUCGUCAUGAAGUGUGUUUUUCUUAUUACCGUCAGUGCAAAAAACAGCGGUCUUCUAAAAUGUCUUUGAAUGCUUUGUACAUUAUUCUAAAUCUUGUUUUGAAUGUAAGCUUGUCUGAAAAUAUCUCCUGUAGUGACAGUAAUAUGUAUAUCUAUAUUUUUCUAAUUUGUGUCUGGGACAAAGUGAGGACAUGUACUGUACAGUGGUGAUGCCUUAUGACAAUUAAACAAGCUCUUCUUCAGCCUCAAACCAUUAAAU
This is a messenger RNA of Periophthalmus magnuspinnatus, 2915 nucleotides long. It is a transcript of the gene zdhhc2, whose product is annotated as zinc finger DHHC-type palmitoyltransferase 2. Gene Ontology annotation, cellular component: endoplasmic reticulum; Golgi apparatus. The transcript has 13 exons. Gene Ontology annotation, biological process: peptidyl-L-cysteine S-palmitoylation; protein targeting to membrane. NCBI's taxonomy places the organism in Eukaryota, Metazoa, Chordata, Actinopteri, Gobiiformes, Gobiidae. Gene Ontology annotation, molecular function: protein-cysteine S-palmitoyltransferase activity. The record is from RefSeq and is a predicted model, not a curated record. The coding region runs from base 224 to 1324 and encodes 366 amino acids.